CUGCGAUUGUGGCUGUGGGAGGGCUUCUUCCCUGUGCGCUGUUGCCCAUCCAAGCCUAAUAUGGCGGUGCGGCUACAGCAAAGCAAAGCAGGAUCCAGAAGAGGAAAAGAUGCACUUUCAUAACGGGCACAUUAAACUGCCAGGAGUAAGGACCUACAUUGAUCCGCACACUUACGAAGAUCCCAAUCAAGCUGUUCAUGAAUUUGCCAAGGAGAUUGAAGCUUCGUGUAUCACCAUUGAGAGAGUUAUCGGAGCAGGUGAAUUUGGCGAAGUUUGUAGUGGACGUUUGAAACUACCUGGAAAAAGAGAAUUACCUGUGGCUAUCAAAACUCUGAAAGUAGGCUAUACUGAAAAGCAGCGCCGAGAUUUCCUGGGUGAAGCAAGUAUCAUGGGUCAGUUUGAUCAUCCAAACAUCAUCCAUCUAGAAGGCGUCGUGACUAAAAGCAAACCUGUGAUGAUAGUGACGGAAUACAUGGAGAAUGGCUCCUUAGACACGUUUUUAAAGAAAAACGAUGGGCAGUUCACUGUGAUCCAGCUUGUUGGCAUGCUGAGAGGCAUCGCUGCAGGAAUGAAGUACCUUUCUGACAUGGGCUACGUGCAUAGAGACCUUGCUGCUAGAAACAUCUUAAUCAACAGUAACCUUGUGUGCAAAGUGUCUGACUUUGGACUUUCCAGGGUACUGGAAGAUGAUCCUGAGGCAGCCUACACCACAAGGGGAGGCAAAAUUCCAAUCAGAUGGACUGCCCCAGAAGCAAUUGCUUUUCGAAAGUUCACCUCUGCCAGUGAUGUCUGGAGCUAUGGAAUUGUAAUGUGGGAAGUUGUGUCUUAUGGAGAGAGACCCUACUGGGAGAUGACCAAUCAGGAUGUGAUCAAGGCAGUGGAAGAAGGCUACCGCCUGCCAAGCCCCAUGGAUUGUCCUGCUGCUCUCUAUCAGUUAAUGUUGGAUUGCUGGCAGAAAGAUCGAAACAGCCGGCCCAAGUUUGAUGAAAUAGUCAACAUGCUGGACAAGCUGAUACGAAACCCAAGUAGUUUGAAGACAUUGGUGAAUGCGUCAAGCAGAGUAUCUACUUUGUUGGCAGAACAUGGUUCUUUGGGUUCUGGGGCCUACAGAUCAGUAGGUGAAUGGCUGGAAGCAAUCAAAAUGGGCCGAUACACAGAGAUUUUCAUGGAAAAUGGAUACAGUUCAAUGGACGCUGUGGCUCAGGUGACCUUGGAGUGAGUAGUUUUUCUGAUCAUUUUUACAUAGUUGUUGGGGCAAGAAAUGUAUAUUCAGACACCAGAGUGGAUGCAAUCAAGAGAAAAAAAGUUAACAUGUGUCCAUAUGUGGCAGCUUUCAAAGAAGCCUCAUCUUUUUUAGCCUGUGCUGUUAACAGCUGCAUGGUCCAUGCUCCUUGUGUCCAGUAUCUUUGCUAUUUUGUUCAUUCAACAGCACUUGAGUGUUCAGAUAACUGGAAUCACAACUCUUUGGCAAAGUACUGGUACUUUGUGUUGUGGAAAAAGAUGUUUCCUUGAGUUUUUAUACUGGUACUUAUGUUAUAUGAAUGUAAAUAUAAAACGAAACAAGCUGUAAGCACAAUUGGUGUCGUUAGUCCUGUGUAACAAAAAAAAAAAUAAAGAAAUAGAAAACGAUUAAAAAGAAAGAAAAGAAACAAAAGAAAAAGUGAAAGACAGAGAGAAAGAGAGAAAGAAAGAAAG
Messenger RNA from Grammomys surdaster, 1695 nucleotides. Its product is annotated as ephrin type-A receptor 5. The record is from RefSeq and is a predicted model, not a curated record. Gene Ontology annotation, biological process: axon guidance; protein phosphorylation. Gene Ontology annotation, molecular function: transmembrane-ephrin receptor activity; ATP binding; protein binding. Gene Ontology annotation, cellular component: neuron projection. The transcript is spliced from 9 exons. The coding region runs from base 110 to 1219 and encodes 369 amino acids. Lineage: Eukaryota; Metazoa; Chordata; Mammalia; Rodentia; Muridae.